CUAUUUUUGCUCUGACAGUAAAGUUUGUGCCUGCUUUACUGCUCCCAGGCUCCUCCCUAUCGGUCUGAUCUUUAGUGUUUGAGUCACUUAAACAACAGACAGACCAAAGUCAGGGUUUGCAAGGAAGGGAGAGAAAAAUCCAGCCAACCGCGGAGAGGUUUUUCUCUCCUGCUCCUUUGCACGCGUGUGCGUAAAAGCUCCGAGUCUGGUGGGAUACAGCCAGAGAGGAGCCAGAGAGGAGGAAGUUGGAAGGAGGGACCAGAGCAGCAGUGGCGUGGUGCUGCCUGAGUGCUGGGAGAGAGGAGCAGAGCUCAGACGCUUCCAGCUCUCCUAUAUCCACAGAUCUCUUCAGUUUACUUCAGUCCCUGCGCUUUGUUUCCCCCAAAACGCAGGAAUGCGCGUAAAGGGACGCACGACUCCUGCGUUGCUGCUGCGUACCAGCGAGUCAGACAUGAGUUUUUAAACACGCAGCGGUUUUAACAGGGUGGAAACACCUUUGCUGUCAAUGUCAGCACAGGUAGUGAAGAGGAUCCCGGAAGAACACGUCGUGCAGGUUACUGGUUUGUUUGCAUAGCCUGCGCUUUUUCUCCAAAGCGAUCGACCGCAGAUGGACUUGUUUCCUUAUUCCAAAAGUAGCUGUUACCUUUUCUAGUUUUUGAUUUUUGUAACUGAAAGUAAAUAAGCGGAAAAGAUGAAGGAGCUGGGGAAGAAGAAGCUGUACGUGGUGGUGGACGUGCUCUGCGUUUUAGUUGCGGCACUGCCCUUCAUCAUUAUGACCAUUGUGUUCAAGCCAUAUGAAAGGGGCAUCUACUGUGAUGAUGAGAGCAUCAUGUACCCAUUAAAACCAGACACCAUCACCCACGGCAUGCUGGCGGCCGUCACCAUCUCCUGCACGGUCAUCAUUAUCUCCUCUGGAGAGGCGUACCUGGUUUACAGCAAGAGGGUUUACUCUAACUCAGACUUCAACCAGUAUGUAGCCGCGCUCUACAAGGUCGUGGGCACCUUCCUGUUUGGGGCAGCCGUCAGCCAGUCGCUGACCGACCUCGCCAAGUUCACCAUCGGCCGUCCGAGGCCUAACUUCAUGGCUGUAUGUGCCCCCAAGGCCUGCACGGGAUACAUCGCUUUGAUCAACUGCACAGGCAAACCGCAGGACGUCACCGAGUCAAGAUUGUCCUUCUACUCUGGUCACUCCUCUUUUGGGAUGUACUGUAUGCUCUUCCUUGCACUUUACGUGCAGGCCAGACUGGUGGCUAAGUGGGCUAGACUCCUCCGGCCCACAAUCCAGUUCUUCCUGGUAGCCUUCGCGGUGUAUGUGGGUUACACCCGCGUCUCUGAUUACAAGCACCACUGGAGCGACGUGCUGGUGGGGAUGCUGCAGGGAGCGCUGAUCGCUGUGCUCAACGUGUGCUUCGUGUCAGACUUCUUCAAGAAGCGUCCUCCACGUUGCACGAGGCAAGACACCACCGAAAGCGAGGAGCCGGAGAGGAAACCCAGCCUGCAGAUCGUAGACUCUGAGCACACCAACCAUUACAACUACCACCACAAUCCUGGCCCUGUGUGAUAGUGGGGGGCUGACGCUGGGGGGAAGAAAGGCUGCAGCCUGCAGAUCCCAAACCUGUGUGAUGGGGGUCCAACCCAGGGGUCUUCAACCGCCAUCGACUCUUUGCUGGAUGAGAAGUUCUAUGACUAUGAAAUGUUAAAUCUUGGCUACAUGUGUUCCGGUCUACAACCAGACCUUUGUAUCUCUGUUUGAAAGGAGUAAAGUUCGGGAUCUGGUCUGUAGCUUGCAGCCUUCAAGCCCCCAGCUCUCUCCCUCUCUCUCUCUCCAUACGUAUCAACCACUCACACCCCCACCUGCUCCCCAACCACUGGACUGACUGAGGGGGCUGCGUCCCAUCGCCAGGUCUCUGAGCCCCCUGUUAAAGGCGCCGCGAUGACGUCCUGCUCUCCUGUAAGAGAGAGAGGAGCCUAUUGUUUGUAAGACAUCGUUGUGGAUGUUCAAGUGUAUUUGCUUAAAGCUGCAUUGAGGGAAAAGAAAAACUCCAAACACACAGCAACAAAGCUAUGAUAUAUAGUUGCCUAAUGAAGUGCUUGUGGCUACGUGUUAGCAGACAGGCGACACAGCAGAAGCAGAGAAACCUAGACGUGCCAAUUACAGCCCUUUUCUGGCCAUCGGAUGAAUGUAAGGCAGAUUUUGACUUUGUGCUUAUACAUAUAUCGGCCCAACAACUUCCUCUCCUUAGCCAUGUUGCAGGAAGUACAGCUGCCUAUAGUUUUCUAUGAAGUGUCAAUAAGAGCAGUUUGAAUCUGGAAGUGCCUUGGGAUACCGUGGGCUUGGCUGUGGCAACUCAUUUUUUACACUAAUAUCAAAUAUAUCGCUUAAUGGAGCUCUAAUGUGUUUUGUAUGUAUGUUUUUUAAUUUUCGUUUGGUUUGUUUUUCGAGCACCUUACGCUGGUCACUCGCCAGUAAGCAAAUCGUUGACAACAGCUCACAUUGGAUGAGCUCAUUUUCUCGCAGACUGAGCAGCUGCAGGCCAUCCCAGCGCUGCUUUAACACAAGAGGUAUAUCAAUCAAACCGACAUGACAUGCUAUAAGCAUCACCUGGAGAUAAAUCCAUAGAUCUGAAAUAAGAUGACAAUAGGCUCCUGCCAGCUGUUUUAAGUGCCACACUAACAGAUCUGGUGUAAACCAUAAGCUCUGUCUCAAUUCACGGGCUGCAUCCUUAGGAGGCUGCAUUCGAAGGCUGAUUGCAUCACAGCGGUACUUUACUGUCCCAUUUCGAAGGCUCCUUCAAAUAUGGCCGACAAAUGUUUCCUUCUAUCCUCGAGAGAGGAGGGGUCCAACGGGUGUUCUCUAAUGCUUGAGUAUCACGCCUCAACUCAGAACAGCUAACGUGUUAAAAAGAAGGGCUUUAGAACUUUCUCGUCAUGUCCAACUUCAUCUCCGUUGCUGGGCAACAGCAAUAGGGUGGGACGAGCUGGAGACGCUGAUCACAGAAAGGAGACCAAACCAUGUCAUUUCGGUUCGGCCUUCACAGUCAACGGAGGUGGAGGUGGUCUUUGUGCAGCCCCUGCAUUGAAACACAGCAAUAGAGUUGAUAUGGAUGGAUGAAGCCUCUCCACGUCCUCCCACUAUCCAGAAACGAAGCCAAAAUAUCCCCGAUCAGGAUAUUGUAGCGAUCAAGGUAUUGAAUCGCGGUAACAAGCUCCCGCCGACACAAGCAUUCGACCAAUCGUGAGUCAGUCCAUGUCAAUCAUUGUUUUUAUUGCAUCAAAUAAAACCAAACUUACAGGUUAAAUGAACACUUGAACCAACAUCAGUGUGCGAAUAACCACCUUAAAAGGAAUGUAAAACAUCUUUGAAACUAUUUAUUGGCACGUACUUUGACUUUUUAGUUUGGUCCAUGUCCCAUCGGCUAUAAUGGAGGAGGCAGGAUUUAUGACCUAUAGCGUAGUCAGCCACCAGGGGGUGAUCAAGCUGCUUUGGCUUCACUUUUUGGGAGCUGUUAAUUACUAUGACAAAGAAGUGUCUACGUAGAUGUGUCACUAUUACUGAUGUGUUCUUUAGAUCAAGUCAGUCUUUAACAGUAGACUCUGUGCAGACUGGGUCAAAUUCACCUUUAACAGUAGUGAUGCUUUUCUAAUAUGUGCAAAUUUAUAUGUGGCGUUGUGGAUUGAUAUUAUAUUUCCCCUGUGUGUUAUGGACUGCAGAGGUAGGAACCAUUGAUGCAGAAGUUCUGAUGAACUUAAUGCAUCAUACCACUACGACUAUACUGCCAAUCACAUAUUGACAAAUCUGGCCUCCUUUUUGUUCGGUUUAGUUUUUCCGCUCUCUGUCUUGUGUUUUUAUAUAAUUUCUCAAAUAAUAGUAAUCAAAGAAGGAUGAGACGACCAUUUUGAAAAUGGUGUUUAAUUUAUUUUAAAUACAAGAAGCUUCUCUAUUAACUUUAAUAAGGUUGGAAUUGCCAGCGCUGUUAAGGUUUUUUGUGCAAUCACCCUUGCUUGCCACUAUGAGCCAGAAAUACUGUACUUUCUACUAAUUCUAUGAGACAUGUUUCAUGUUCUGUGAAGGAUGUAUAUACGCUUGUAUGUUUUUUAUUUUCACAUGUAGGCAGAUUUUAAAUUCACCUGUACAGUGUGCUUUAUUUGGCCUGUGCCUUCACAGACUGGUCUUUAUUGGAGCUACCACACAAAUGGAUCCGAUUCCAGGUCCAAACGUGAGCCAGAUGCCUUGGCAGGGCUUUCAAAAUGCUGUUGUAAUGAUAAUGGGUUACAUACCCAACUGUGUUUUUGAAGCGAGUAACACAGCUCCAUUCCCACUUCAAAGAAUCGUCUACGUUCCUUUUCCCCUUCCUGUGUUGAUAGAUGGGGUUAAAUUGUGAGUAAGGUCUCCUCUGCAGUUGGAGGAACGACGACAGAUCACUCGGACCUCACAAUUGAUGGAGGGAAGAGAAAAAGAAGAUGGAGGGAGAUGGAGACCUCCACCUGAUAGUGAUUGUGAGGCCCUGAAGGUGGGCUGGGUCAAGGAGGAGGCGGGGUACUUUUAGGGGUGUGGGGUAGCCUACGGUAAACCUUGGGUCCCUGGGGACGACUACACAUUUGUAACAGAGAUUUACAACAAGAAACAGCUGGAACUGGUUGCGGUGAAGUGCUGUGCAACACCCCCACACACACACACACACACACACACACACACACACACACAUCUAAAUCAUGUGUGCGUUACUGCAUCCUGCAGACUAAUGGCACAAAUGAGGACGAGGAUGUAGGCAUUUGAUUUCCCCCGCUGGAAACCCAGGUUCUCAGCUGGUUACGUGGCUCCAUGUGUGUUUGAGGUUUUACUGGAUCGGUGUUUCCGAAUUGGCACCGGAUGACCAAUCUUUUAUGUGUCAACUUGUAGCUAUGGUUCAUGUUGUUCUUUUGUGUAUAGAUUAUAUCUAUAGUCUUUAAAUCAGAGAAUUUUAAAUAAAGAUAUAAUCCACA
Molecule: messenger RNA, 4983 nt
Organism: Hippoglossus stenolepis (Pacific halibut)
Lineage: Eukaryota; Metazoa; Chordata; Actinopteri; Pleuronectiformes; Pleuronectidae
Gene: plpp2b
Product: phospholipid phosphatase 2b
Exons: 6
Coding region: 692-1561 (289 amino acids)
Biological process (GO): signal transduction; phospholipid dephosphorylation; phospholipid metabolic process
Molecular function (GO): phosphatidate phosphatase activity
Source: RefSeq, a predicted model, not a curated record